Phyllostomus discolor (pale spear-nosed bat) is the source of this 2870-nucleotide messenger RNA. It is a transcript of the gene RETREG2, whose product is annotated as reticulophagy regulator family member 2. The record is from RefSeq and is a predicted model, not a curated record. NCBI's taxonomy places the organism in Eukaryota, Metazoa, Chordata, Mammalia, Chiroptera, Phyllostomidae. The transcript has 9 exons. The coding region runs from base 398 to 2035 and encodes 545 amino acids.
UAGCUCCGCUAGGGCAGCAUCAGCCUCCCUAACCGCCCUGCCUAUACAAGGAGACGAAAAAGGGCUGGGGCAGGGAAACACUGAGACACAGUCCCCGCGUCCGGAAGAGGCAGACACCACCUGGCCCUGGAGCCGCGGUCACGACUCCAGCACCCAAAGCACACCUGCGUAGAAGCCAGAAUCACCAGUAGUACUUGUGCGCAGGCGUGGACCGCCCCAUCCGGGCGGUUAGGAAACGUCACGUGACCGACCAGUCGCUCCGCCAUCACGUGUUGCCCGCGGCUGCCUCGGCGGCGCUCUCCCUGGCGUGCGCCCCCUUCCGCCUGACGCGCCCCCAGCGGCGGCCGCGCAGCCCUGGCUCCUCGCGGGCUCGGGCGGCGGCUGCGGCGGUGGGGCUAUGGCGAGCGGCGGCGGUGGUGGGGGUAGCACCGGCGCGGGUGGGGCCCCGGGGCUGGGCCUGAGCGUGGGCCUGGGUCUGAGCCUAGGCAUGGGCGAGGCCACCAGCGAGGCGGAGGAGGAGGCGGCCACGGCCGAGGCGGUGGGACGCCUGGCGAAGACGCUGUGGCUGCGGCUCCGCGGCUGGGAGGCGGUGCUGGCAGCCGCUCAGCGGCUGCUGGUGUGGGAGAAGCCGCUGCACAGCCUGAUCACCGCGGCGGCGCUCAACGGCCUCUUCUGGUUGCUGUCUUCGUCAUCCCUCCGGCCCAUCUUCCUGCUCAGCAUCUCACUUUUGGCCUAUUUUCUGCUGGAUCUCUGGCAGCCUCGCUUCCUCCCUGACAUCGCAGCAUCAUCCCCAGAGGAGCCACACUCUGACAGUGAGGGUGCGGGGUCAGGCGCCCGGCCGCACCUGCUGAGUGUGCCCGAGUUGUGCAGAUACCUGGCUGAGAGCUGGCUCACCUUCCAGAUUCACCUGCAGGAGCUGCUGCAGUACAAGAGGCAGAAUCCAGCUCAGUUCUGUGCUCGAGUCUGCUCCGGCUGUGCUGUGUUGGCUGUGCUGGGACACUAUGUCCCGGGGAUUAUGAUUUCCUACAUUGUCUUGCUGAGCAUCCUGCUGUGGCCCUUGGUGGUUUACCAUGAGCUGAUCCAGAGGAUGUACACUCGCCUCGAGCCCCUGCUCAUGCAGCUGGACUACAGCAUGAAGGCAGAAGCUGACACCCUGCAUCACAAACACGACAAGAGGAAGCGGCAAGGGAAGAACGCACCCUCCGGAAGUGAUGAGCCACUGGCAGAGACAGAGAGUGAAAGCGAGGCAGAACUGGCCGGCUUUUCCCCAGUGGUGGACGUGAAGAAAACAGCACUGGCUUUGGCCAUCACUGACUCGGAGCUGUCAGAUGAGGAGGCGUCUAUCUUGGAAAGUGGCGGCUUCUCGGUAUCCCGGGCCACGACCCCACAACUCACUGAUGUCUCCGAGGAUUUGGACCAGCAAAGCCUGCCAAGUGAGCCAGAGGAAGCUGGGAGCCGGGAGCUGGGGGAGGGAGAGGAGACAGAGCUGGCCCCUCCCGAGGACCUGCUGGGCCCCCCUCAGGCCCUCUCGAGGCAAGACCUGGACUUGGAGGAGGAGGAGGAAGAAAUGGCAGCCAAGGAAACCUUGCUUCGGCUCUCAUCCCCCCUUCACUUUGUGAACACGCACUUCAAUGGGGCAGGCUCUCCCACAGCUGAAGUGAAGCUCUCCCCUGGAGCACCGGUGGAGACACUGAGCCCAGAGGCAGUGAGUGGUGACCCCACCACUCCCUCAAGCACCCUGCCACCCCUCCUUUGCCUUGCUCAAAGUGACCCAGUCCCUUCCCUCUCAAUGCUCCCACCUCUUCCCCAGGACUCACCCCAGCCCCCACCUGUCCCUGAGGAAGAAGAGGCACUCACCACUGAGGACUUCGAGUUGCUGGAUCAGGGGGAGCUGGAGCAGCUGAAUGCAGAGCUGGGGUUGAGGCCAGAGAAAUCCCCAGAGCCCCCUGAUGCUCCACCCCCUCCACCCCCAGGGCCUGACACCCUUUCUCUGUUACAGUCAGGCCAAGAGGCUCAGCCCGUGGCAGAGCCAUGAGCCAUAGAAGGAUUUGCAGGCACAGUAGGGCUACCUGGCUAGGGGUGUCACUGUUCCCUCUCCCUACUAUUCCAGGAGGGACAAGACGUGGGGAAGCUGACUGUUACAUGGUAGCUAGUCCACCCUCUGCCUGCCUGCUGUCCCAGGCCCACUGCUGUGCCUGGGCUUGGUUUUAAGUUUGUAAAUAAUUUUACAUCUGGGUUAGUGGAUGUGAACAGGGCUAGGGAAGUUCUUCCCACAGCCUGCACUUCUUCCCUGCCUUCUCUAUUCUCAUUCCACUCUGCCCUGAACCCUGGUGGUCUGUCCCUUUUUCCUCCUCAGGGACCUGUGCUGCUCUGUCCUGUGUCCCACUUGGUCGUUUAGUUUGGGCACUUUAUCAUUUACCUCUCCUGUCCGGUGCACCUCUGCCUCAUUUCCUUGCCGUGUCCUGUCCUUGGCAGCUCAGUCCCUUCUCUGCCAGCCCCUCCACCCUGGCUAUACUCGAGGGAGGCUCCUGUCUGGAAGGCACAGACUAAACCUGGGGUGGCGGGUCAGGCCAGUAGUUGAGCACUUAGGUCACUGUAGCCCGUGGAACCUCUACUGCACCCUUGUCCUAACUCGUCCCAGCCUUUCAUGAUACAGGAACAGAGCAGGGAUUCCACGGCACAUGCACCAGCACUGCGAUAAGUGAGCAGGAGCUCUGUCUUGUGACGAGGGGCUCUCCUACUAUCCCAGGGAGGAAUACAGACCUGCCCCUCUGGGGCGUGGGUGGGGCCCCUGCUAGGGUCAGGAAGGGGACGGUAACAUCUGUGCAGGUGUUGACUGCAAAAAUAAAGUGUUGAUUGGCGAGAACUGC